Molecule: messenger RNA, 3758 nt
Organism: Setaria italica (foxtail millet)
Lineage: Eukaryota; Viridiplantae; Streptophyta; Magnoliopsida; Poales; Poaceae
Product: wall-associated receptor kinase-like 22
Exons: 4
Coding region: 325-3168 (947 amino acids)
Biological process (GO): protein phosphorylation; cell surface receptor signaling pathway
Cellular component (GO): plasma membrane
Molecular function (GO): ATP binding; polysaccharide binding; protein serine/threonine kinase activity
Source: RefSeq, a predicted model, not a curated record
UCAUAUAGUUUAAUUAAUAGCAGAGUUCAUCCAAUUCAAUGUUUUGAACUUGUUAUUUUUGUUGUGCCACGUCUCAAGAAAAUCAUAGCUGUUGGAUGCGAUUAAGGAAAAAGCUGGCUAUAUAAGGGUCUGCACAAAGGUCCAGUACCCCUUCACCUUUGGGUACUUGUAUCUCCACUUUGCCAUGCAUGCUUGCACUUGGUACACCGGCAAGGCAACGGCUAUCUGGACCUUCUUCUGAACUACUAGUUUGUUUAUUCAAGAACUUCCAGAAUAUAAGCUUCAUUUUUUUUGUCAAGUUUCAGAAGUUAAGCACUGGUGGAGAUGAGGCUAUUUGAUUUACUGUUUUAUCUUCUCCUGCUUAUUUUCAUUGCAACUCCUGCUGAGCAAGCUUCUGGUGUCCUAACAAGUCAAGGUAGCAACAAUACUCAUCCCUCCAGUGCCAUGUAUUCCCCCGGUUGUCCAAAAAGUUGUGGCAACCUCACAUUUGACUACCCAUUUGGCAUCGGCUCAAACUGUUUCCGGAAUCCGGACUUCAAUCUCACCUGCAACAAUACCACACAACACCCAAAGCUGUACCUUCAGGAUCUUACCACAGAGGUUAUCGAUGAUAUUGAUGUUAGUGAUUAUGGAAGCAUCAAUGGCUUCAUUGACACGGAGUUCUCAGUCAGAUUUUCCACAGCCAUCUCCAUGAGACAGGGCGUCGAUGUGUACGACAUGUCCUGGAAAGCUCCUGGAAGAUCUUUCACUCUUGACUACGUGGAGCUAAACAUCACCGGCUGUAAUUUCGAUGCAUACUGGCUAGACCAAGACAUAAAUGCAGAUGUGAGGCUCUGUAGAGUUACCUGUCCUGAUGAUGCAGAAAUCACGGACAAGGAUGCUAGGCAGAACUGCAAUGGAACUGGAUGUUGCUCCAUCGAGUUUGAGACUUAUCUUCGAGCAUUCCAGUUGAAGUUCGUCCUCCACAAUAGAGGUGAGCUUGUGCCAAACACUAACCGAAGCUCCCUAUGGGACAGCAUCAAUGUAACUUCUGCGUAUGCCUACAUCGCAUGGAGUAUUGUGGACCAACCGACAUGUGCCAGCACCUUGGAUAAUAGGACGAACUAUGCCUGUGUAAGUAACAACAGUACAUGCUAUGACAGCUUGGAGACCUCAGAUCUUGGAUAUCUCUGCAGUUGUGAUGGUGGGUAUGGGGGCAACCCAUAUAUACCCAAUGGCUGCUCACGAGACAAAGGAUAUAAUCCAUUUGAACAAAAGGUUAAUUGCCAGCGAUCAUGUGGUAACAUCAGUGUCCCGUUCCCUUUUGGCUUAGAAGAAGGUUGUUUUGCAAGGAAGCUAUUUCAUCUCAACUGCACAAAUGCGACAUCUUCCAGUCUCCAGUUUGAUGAUGAACAUCAGGUGGCAUAUAUAAACAUCAAUGAAGGGCUUGUAGGCAUUAAGUACAGAUCAAUUUAUGAACAGGAGUUGUUUAGGGUGUAUAUACCUAAGCAACCUGGUCUCUAUAUUGGUUCAGGGGAAUCAUCCUCUGUGCAAUGGGCCGUUGCCAAUCUGACCUGCAAGGAGGCAAAGCAGAACUACUCAGGAUAUGCAUGUGUUAGCAUCCAUAGCAUAUGUUUGGGCGUAAACUCAACAGAAGGUUACAUUGGUUAUCGAUGCAAAUGUAUGUCUGGCUUUCAAGGAAAUCCAUACGUACAGAAUGGCUGCCAAGGUUCGAUCUCCCUCUGCCUUCAGCUUGUGCUGCAGCUGCACAGCAAGCUGCUCGGGUGCAAGUGCUGCACGCUUCUGCCCAGCUGCAGAUGCUGGACAUGUUGUUGGCUUGCUGCAGUUGCAGCUGCUGCAGGUUCAAUAUUGGAAGUUUAUGCUUUAAAGUUAAACAGACUAAGGAGCGUAAUUGUUGCAGGUAUUGUCAUUGGGCUUAGUGGUGGCUUCAGCAUUCUACUUCUCAGCUUAAGUGCAUCAGUGCUUGUUCGCAGAUGGAAAAGGGACAUCCAAAAGCAACUACGAAGGAAGUAUUUUGAAAAAAAUCAAGGACUUCUCCUAGAACAACUAAUAUUGUCAGAUGAAAAUGCAACCGACAAGACAAAGAUUUUCACUUUGGAAGAGCUGGAAAAAGCAACAAAUAACUUCGAUCCUACACGAAUACUUGGUCGUGGAGGGCAUGGCAUGGUGUACAAAGGCAUAUUAUUGGACCAACGUGUUGUUGCAAUUAAAAGGUCUAAGGUAAUUGAGGACAAUGAGAUCAGUCAAUUCAUUAAUGAGGUCGCAAUUCUCUCUCAAAUAAAUCAUCGGAAUAUUGUAAAGCUCUUUGGAUGUUGUCUAGAAACAGAGGUUCCACUACUGGUGUAUGACUUUGUUCCCAAUGGCUCAUUAUUUGGAAUUCUACAUUCUGGUUCAAGUAGUAGUUUCUCUUUGUCAUGGGAUGACUGCCUAAGAAUUGCUGCAGAAGCUGCAGGAGCUCUUUACUAUCUCCACUCGGCAGCCUCUGUAUCAGUCUUCCAUCGUGAUGUGAAGUCCUCUAAUAUACUGUUAGAUUCCAACUAUACUGCAAAAGUUUCGGACUUUGGUGCUUCUAGAUUGGUUCCUAUUGAUCAAACUCAUGUUGUUACAAAUGUCCAAGGCACGUUUGGAUACUUAGACCCAGAGUAUUACCAUACUGGGCAGCUAAAUGAUAAGAGUGAUGUAUAUAGUUUUGGUGUGGUACUUGUGGAACUGCUUCUUAGAAGGGAGCCUAUUUUUACAAAUGAGACAGGGUCAAAGCAGAACUUGUCUAAUUACUUUCUUUGGGAGCUAAAGUCAAGGCCAAUUAAAGAGAUAGUGGCUACUCAGGUUUGUGAAGAAGCAACCGAGGAAGAGAUUAACAGUGUUGCCUCUCUUGCGGAGAUGUGCUUGCGACUCAACAGUGGAGAGAGACCUACGAUGAAGCAAGUCGAGAUGAAUCUGCAGUUCUUGCGAACAAAAAGAUCAAACUCCUGCCAUGUUGUUCAAGAUAACUCUGAAUCUGAAGAGAUGCAACCAUUGCUAUGUACAAGAGCUGAAUCUAGAUAUGAGACAUUUGAUAUUAGCUUGGGUGAAAGUUCUAGUUCAAAGUCUCGCUACAGCCAAAGAUUGGGUGAAAGUUCUUGUAGCUUGGAGCAUGAUUUCGGAUCAUUUUUUGGGGUAUCACGCUAAGGAUCUCUUGUCAGCGUCAGAACUCCAUAGAACAUCACAAGAAGAUUUUUGUGAGAGUGAAUGUUUCUUUUCCUACAAGUGCUAUCGAAAUAAUGUGUUGUACCCAGGCAUGUACCUGAACAUCUUAUUGCGGAGAAGAUGAUGGAUUCCUCAUUUCCUCUACAGUUUCUUAUUUUAUACAAUAUCAUACAGCAGUAUGUAGUGCCUCAAAUUGGAAUUACACUGAUCUGUCAUUUGUACUUGGAUUCUUGCAGUUCAUAACUUGCGUAUAUAUAUGUAAACUUUUUGCUGCAUAUUGGAUAUGUGAAGAGUUAUUUUAGGUAUAAUGUAUUUGUGCACAAAAAUUCAAAUAACAGAACAAAUGCACUAUCUGUUCCGUCAUUGAUUUUCAGAUUAGACAUGAAACCAGAUCUCUCGGCAAAUCAACAAGUUCCAGGAAUCUAAACUGAGUACUAGGUUAUUCUAGCGCAUAAAAUGUUGCCCAAGUGGGAUAGUAUACAUGUUUAUGUCACUAAUUCGUUGCCACCAAAGAUACAUAUAUGUAAUCCACAGUUUGUGACCCACUGCUUGGAGGCAAAUAAUCUGAAAGG